UAUUACUUUCCCAUGUAAAUACGCAAAUAAUUGUUAAAAUAGUUAUGUAGACACCACGAAUAAUCGCCAAAAAAGUUGUUCUUAUCAACCCUUUCCGGAAUGUCGCUUUUCCAUGCUAAUGCCGGCCAGGCAGAAAUUAUCCGUAGCGUGCAAAAGGAUCAGGAACACGUCGAGUAUAUACGGACAGCGCUGAGUGAGGUUUUGCUGUUGCUGAGUCAACGGCACUGGUUUAAGUACAAUGCGCUGUGCAAGCUGAUAGCCGAAAUACUUUAUCACCACUAUGCCAUCCUGAACAAUCUGCAGACGCUCGGUGAGGAGUACACCGGGAUCAUACAGGUGGACGCCAACUACGUAAUGUUGCCGAACAAAGCACUGCAACUGCUGGCCAUUCUGCUAGAGUACGUUGGCGAGCAUGUGGUUGACCGUGUGCUCACCUACAUUCAGACCGAAAUUGAUCACAGCGAAGAGUUACUGGAAUCGGUGAAAAAUGCACUCCACAAGCUGAUCGAUACGCUUCGUGUGGUAGUACCGUACGUGCGUGGAUUUCAUACCAGCUUGUUUUACAUCAACGGCGGGAAAUAUCACAUAUCCAAGCGAUUAACAGGCAUCAACUAUGUUCUCAUUCGAAACUGGCUCAAAGAGGACCAUUCCAUCUACGGUUAUAGGAUAUUAGGGUACGUAACCCUUACUCAACUUCUGCUAGCGCUUGCCGCCCGUUACCGACAGUAUCGUUCGGAACCAAGCACAAAAUCCAUCCCAGCACGAUCAACCAGCGGCAACCGUACGACUGGAGCAUCCCUGCAAACACGCAAUUGUGCACUCUGCAUGGACACUACGCAAGACAUCAGCGUAACACAGUGUGGCCAUUUGUUCUGCUGGCAUUGUAUACUGAAUUGGCUGGACAAGCGACAAAUUUGUCCAAUUUGUCGUGAAACCAUCAAGAAAACGCGCGUUGUACGUUUGCAAAAUUUUUCGAUUGAACUCGAACAAUCGAGCUAGUGUAAUUUUGACCUUGCUUUUAAUGGUUAUGUAGGACCAAGGGGUUAAAAAAGUUAGAAUAGAAUUCUACAAAAGGUCCUGGGUUAAAAACGAGAUUUCAAAUUCCAAAGGUUUGGUUAAUAGAACAUUUUUCUAUACAAGAUGUUGCAAUAAAUGGGAUAUUAAAGAUAAAUAA
This is a messenger RNA of Anopheles funestus (African malaria mosquito), 1174 nucleotides long. RefSeq names its product peroxisome biogenesis factor 10 (gene Pex10). The record is from RefSeq and is a predicted model, not a curated record. The transcript has 2 exons. Gene Ontology annotation, cellular component: peroxisomal membrane. Gene Ontology annotation, molecular function: zinc ion binding. Gene Ontology annotation, biological process: protein import into peroxisome matrix. The coding region runs from base 100 to 999 and encodes 299 amino acids. Lineage: Eukaryota; Metazoa; Arthropoda; Insecta; Diptera; Culicidae.